Pistacia vera is the source of this 1477-nucleotide messenger RNA. RefSeq lists its product as uncharacterized. The coding region runs from base 24 to 971 and encodes 315 amino acids. NCBI's taxonomy places the organism in Eukaryota, Viridiplantae, Streptophyta, Magnoliopsida, Sapindales, Anacardiaceae. The transcript is spliced from 2 exons. The record is from RefSeq and is a predicted model, not a curated record.
GGGAUGUUGAGAACAGUACAGUAAUGGCCUGGUUGAUCAAUUCCAUGGAGGAGGAGAUAGGCCGGCUCUAUUUGUUUCUUCCCAUUGCAAAAGAUAUUUGGGAAAUAGCAAAAGAAACAUAUUCAGACAUGGGGAAUUCAGCACAGAUAUCUGAGAUCAAAUCAAGGUUGAGAGAGACCAAACAAGGCAACAUGUCUGUAACCCAAUAUUAUAGUUUAUUGGCUAAGUUGUGGCAAGAGUUGGAUUUAUUCUAUGAGGCAAAUUGGAGUUGCUCUCAAGACAAUUUAAAGUACACUAAGAUGUUGGAAAAGGAGAGAGUGUUUGAGUUCCUUGCAGGGCUGAAUAAGGAACUAGAUGAAGUGAGAGGUAGGGUUUUGGGAAAAGAAUCCUUACCUUCUAUUCGUGAAGUGUUUGCAGAAGUAAGAAGAGAAGAAAGCAGAAGGAAAGUGAUGAUGGGUGAUUUAGCAGGAACUAGCAGUUUGGGUACACAACCACAAUCAGAGUCCUCAGCUCUUGUUUCCAAGGGUUGGGAGACACAUACCAAUCCUAAUGUAGAUCAAAAACUGUUGAGACGAGGAGAGAAAAUCUGGUGUGAAUAUUGUCAUCGGCCAAAGCAUACUAAGGCUACCUGCUGGAAACUACAUGGCAGACCAUCAAAUUGGAAGACAAAUAAACCUAAUGGCAAGGGAUUUCAUGCUGAUGUGGAGGAAAAUACAUCUCUGAAAGUUGAGGAUCAUCCAAGGCCUGUACCAUUCAGCAAAGAGCAGUUAGAACACCUACAUGAGUUGUUUAGUCAGUCCAGUUUUGGUUCUUUUGGUUCUUCAAGUCAUUCAUGUUCAUUUGCUGAGACUGGUAAUUCCCUUACAGCUCUGCAUACUAGUUUGGGAACAAACAAACCUUGGGUUAUAGAUUCAGGAGCCUCAGAUCACAUGUCAGGACUUACUCUCGGGGAGGAUGAUUGGCAAUGCUAGAGAAGAAGGAGGGCUCUACUACUUUGAUGAGAAGGCUAAUGAGAAUAAUCCAGCUAUAGCAUCUAGGUGUAAUUCUGCCGCAGUUUCUGGUAAUUUAGAAAUAAUGUUAUGGCAUAUAAGAUUAGGCCAUCCUAGUUUUCCUUAUUUGAAAAGGUUGUUUCCAUUAUUAUUCAGAAAUAAAAAUUCAUCAUUAUUUCAAUGUGAAAUCUGCCAAAUUGCAAAGCAUACUCAUUCAAUGUAUCCAGCAAAUCCUUACAAGAAGUCUAGACCUUUUUCUUUAAUCCAUAGUGAUAUUUGGGGACCCUCUAGGGUUACAAACAUUGCAGGAUCUAAGUGGUUUAUUACCUUCAUUGAUGACCAUACUAGACUAAGUUGGAUAUAUUUUUUGAAAGAAAAAUCUGAAGCAUGUCAGAUUUUUCAGAAGUUUCAUUCCAUGGUUAAAACUCAAUUCCAAACACAGAUUCAAAUCUUAAGGACUGACAAUGGUAGAGAGUAUUUCAAUUCUA